AUGAAGCACCCAGACGCACGAGCUUGCAACGUCAUAAUGUGUUUCGGAGGAAAGAAUGAGAGAUCUGACGAUCCCCCGCCACGACCUGUCCCAAACUACCAGAGCCAGAGCCACAACAACGAGAACAAGAUGAGCAGCUUUGCCAGCAACAAUCCCUACAAUAACCGUCCCGGCCAGAACCAGUCUGGUAGCAACGGCGAAGGCGGCUCAUCCAGCUACUACAAUGCGCCAGGACAACAGCAGUAUGCGCCGCCUCCUGGCCCGCCACCCUCGCACAACCAACAGCCGCAAGAAGACUUUGCCCCUCCUCCUGGGCCUCCCCCGUCCCACAGGCCGCAGCAGCAAGACGACUAUGCUCCUCCUCCUGGACCACCGCCAGGCAAGGGCCAGGACAACAGUAGCUGGAUAAAGCCGCCGCAAGACGGCCCGUCCCAGCAACCACAGCACAACUGGGAGACAGCCGUGCCGGACACAUCGCUAUUCCCGCCGCCACCGGCCCUCUUUAGCGGCUACGACCGCUCGCCUGCCAACAACGCGACCGAGGAGGAAUGCAACGCCGGCGAGGCGUGGUGCGAGGACCACCAGCUUACCGCGCCCAUCCAGCUGGACGCGGCCGGCGCGGAUGCCCUCCGCCACCACAACUUCCGCCUCAUUGAGCCCACAGGCUUCAGCGGCCGCCUCGGCUGGCAGAGUCCCGGCGUCUGGGACGUCAGCACGCCGCGCAAGACGCCGGACCGCGCGCUCAUCAGCUACCCGCCGCUGUACGUCGUCCGGGAGCACGACCCCACGCGCACGCAGCGGCCCAAGACGGUGUACUACGAGAUCAAGCUCCGCCGCGGCAGCAAGACGGCCAACGUGGCGCUGGGCUUCACCGCACUGCCGUACCCGAGCUUCCGGCUGCCGGGCUGGCACCGCGGCUCGCUGGCGGUGCACGGCGACGACGGCCACAAGUACAUCAACGACCCCUGGGGCGGCAAGGACUUUACCGGCCCGUUCCGCCAGGGCGAGACGUACGGCAUCGGCCUGAAGGUGUCGCCGUCGCCCGAGGCGGCGCACAAGGGGCACGUGCAAAUCUUCUUCACGCGCAACGGCGUCGAGUCUGGCAGCUGGAACCUGCACGAGGAGACGGACGCGGAGGAGGACCGGGCCGUCACGGGCAUGGAGGGCUUCCACGACUUGUGCGCCUGCAUUGGCGUGUGCGACGAGACCGAUUUUGAGGUUGUGUUUGAUCCGUCCAAGUGGAUGUACCAGGGCAUCGAGAAGGAGUACUGA
Akanthomyces muscarius is the source of this 1272-nucleotide messenger RNA. RefSeq lists its product as uncharacterized. NCBI's taxonomy places the organism in Eukaryota, Fungi, Ascomycota, Sordariomycetes, Hypocreales, Cordycipitaceae. The coding region runs from base 1 to 1272 and encodes 423 amino acids. The transcript has a single exon. The record is from RefSeq and is a predicted model, not a curated record.